GCACCACGCCGCCCGCUGCCGCGUUUGCUUGUGGUCGGAGCAAAGAAGACGCUAGGAAAGGAUCAAGGAAACCACUAGCAUCGUAGAUAAACACCCCCCUGAAGAGGUGUGAAGCCAACCGGGUACAGCUGUCACGAUACCGAGAGAACAUUAAAACGAGACCCUCGAUUGAAGACUCCCGGACAGCGAGGGUCAACAUGUCUGAGACAUACGACUUCCUGUUUAAGUUCCUGGUGAUUGGCAGCGCCGGCACGGGGAAGUCCUGCCUCCUCCACCAAUUCAUCGAGAACAAGUUCAAACAGGACUCCAACCACACCAUCGGCGUGGAGUUUGGAUCCAGGGUCGUCAACGUCGGUGGAAAGACGGUCAAACUGCAGAUCUGGGACACGGCUGGGCAGGAGCGAUUCCGCUCUGUUACACGCAGCUACUACAGAGGAGCAGCCGGAGCGCUCCUCGUUUACGACAUUACCAGCCGGGAGACGUACAACGCGCUGACCAACUGGCUGACGGACGCACGGACUCUGGCGAGCCCCAACAUCGUGAUCAUCCUGUGCGGCAACAAGAAAGACCUGGAGGCCGACCGAGAGGUGACCUUCCUGGAAGCGUCGCGCUUCGCUCAGGAGAACGAACUCGUGUUCCUGGAGACCAGCGCUCUGACGGGGGAGAACGUGGAGGAGGGAUUCCUGAAGUGCGCUCGCACCAUCCUCGGCAAGAUCGAUUCAGGAGAGCUGGACCCGGAGAGGAUGGGUUCAGGGAUCCAGUACGGAGACGCUUCGUUGAGGCAGCUGCGACAGCCGAGAGGCGCCACCGCCACGCCGAAUAAGCAGCACUGCAAUUGCUGAGGACCGGGGGUGACCUCCGCCCACGUGCCCUCACAGAGACGACGCCCCCUACAGCCCCGGGUGCUUUUCGGUGUGUGCGGGCCCCGUCCCUCCGCAGUCUCUCACACACCUUGGAUCACCUGGUCACGGAGAUCACUGCGACCCCUGACCUCUGGUACUUUGCCCCCCCCUGUGUCUGGGGCAGGGAAACCCCUCGGUGUGGAACACGCGCCGGGAUCCUAGUUUAAAGUGUCGCUGACUCCCCGGACCAGGCGGAGUUGUUGUUUUUAUUAUCUCUGUGCUUUCAUUCUGGUUUUAGUAUCGCCGACACGCUUUCUCCGUUUGCACAUCGUCGUUUGUAACUUAUUAUUGGUAAACUAUCGUGUUGUGUUCAGUGCUCGGCCGAUCUAAAUAGGAUUCAAGCUUAAGUUCGGUCGUCGCUUUUGAAUUGUAAUAUUCAUAAAUGCACUCGUUUUUUUUUUUUUACAUUUUAUUAUCCAUUAUUUAAGUUGACUUUACUUUUUACGUCAUUUCCGACAUUAAUGAACCAAUUAACAGUUUUUAUAGGUCAAAUGAAGUCGACUUGGUCACAUUUUGGUUCAGUAUUCAUCUGGAAUAUAUUGAAAACCAGACGCAAUUUAAAUCUUUGUCACGGUUUAUUCAACUUCGGCCGAUCUUUGACUUUAAUGCGCAGUUCAGAUUUUAUUUUAAAUCCCACAGGCCCAAAUGUAGAGCGCAGCUCUUUCACCCUCUAAAAUGUGUUCCAGUGCACUAUUAUGACAUAAAGUCUUGGCCUUAUGAAUAUAUUAUUCCUCGUCACAAUGUCUCUGAACUGUCGGAGAGAUGCAUCUCUUUCAUUUCACUCCAAAGUCUGGACAUUUGCAUAAUCGGAUUCGAAGAUGCAAAGUCCCAGUUCCGUCAAUAGUUUAAAAAGUUGAGGGAAAAAAUGUAUCUGACUGCUCUUGCUGGAAUGGUUUCUCCAUUUAUUUAUUUAUUUGUUGACCUCCCUUUUUUAAUUCACGCUGCACAUUCUGUAUCAGGGACGUCACAGGAAACCAGCGCCGGUUCUGCCUCCGACUCAAAGAGGCGAGCCAAUGAUAUCAGGUUGUUAGCGUGGCUGUUCCCCCCCCCCCCUCCCGGCUCGGCUUCUGUCUCAGCGUACUGACCCGACCCAGAGGAGGUCAAACAACAGGCCCGCCAAUCAGAUUCCCCCAUGUCUUCUCUCCAAGUGAGCUGGCCACACUGCAGAGGAAAAGACAUGAGAUAUUAUAUUAUAUUCUAGGAUGUCAACAGACAGAUGGUCAAAGAUUGUUUUUAGUUUCCAUAACGCACUGGCAUCAUGUGAUAGUUGGUCUCCUUCUGCAAGUGCACUUUUACUUUUUGAAUUUUCAUGUUUGUUUUUUUGGUUUAAAUGCGGCAACUAUAGAAUUGUACAUUUUUAUUUUACUUGAACAGUAUACUGUAAUAAAGAUUCUAAUUGUAUGUUAGCAUUUCUUACUAAAUAACAACUGAGAUCCUUCAUUGCAUGUCCUUAGAAGCAGGACUGCCCUCUUGGUUGUGUUUGCUGCCGACGGUAGCGAGGAGAGGACGUUCCGAUCACUCGUAUCCACAAGUCGUCAAUAAUAAUCGGUUAUCAAGACGUGCGAUUGGUUGAUUGCUGUUGAACCAGUCCAUUUGCAUUCAUCUGUAUGUAUCGAUGAUUCAAUCAUGUGACGAACACAAUCCAACUCAGUUAUUGCUUAGUAACUAAUGUUACAUAAUCAGCCCCAAAUUAUACUGUACAUUUCAACCUCUGCUGUAAAUAAGAUGUGUCUAUUGAGAGUGAGUGUUGCUCAUUGAUUGUAAUGAAUAUGCAAUUCCCAGUAAAGCUUGUUUUUUCAGUUAUUCCCUUUGA
Messenger RNA from Pseudoliparis swirei, 2715 nucleotides. RefSeq names its product RAB4B, member RAS oncogene family (gene rab4b). The transcript is spliced from 8 exons. Lineage: Eukaryota; Metazoa; Chordata; Actinopteri; Perciformes; Liparidae. Gene Ontology annotation, cellular component: endosome. Gene Ontology annotation, molecular function: GTP binding; GTPase activity. Gene Ontology annotation, biological process: regulation of endocytosis; Rab protein signal transduction. The record is from RefSeq and is a predicted model, not a curated record. Bases 198 to 842 code for a protein of 214 amino acids.